UUCUUUCAAUUAACCCUUUUUGACUCAUUGUUAAUGCUUCCACAGGGAGAAAGCUGAGGAAACGGAGGCGAAAAAUUUCAGCUAGACUUUAACAUUUAUAUCAAAAUGGAGAAAGAAAGCCAUGAGGAGAACAACCACACCAUCCCUGGUGAAUUCGUUGCCAAACGGAAACCUGGUCGACCCAGAAAGCACCUCAAGCUAGACCCCACCGAGCAGCCUCCUCGCCACAUCGAAGACGACAAUGAAGCUAUGGUUGGACAACACGUUACUGGCGUCAUCGAGGCAACCUUUGAAGCCGGCUUCUUGCUUUCGGUUAAGCUUGGUAACUCUGAUACCACGCUUAGAGGUGUGGUGUUCAGGCCUGGUCGCUGCGAGCCUGUAUCGGUUGAUAACGAUAUUGCUCCUCAUGUUCCCAUGAUAACAAGAAACAGCGACGUGGCGAUGCAUCAACAACAUGGAUUACCAGCUAAACGAGGUCGUAAAUCUAGGUUCCGUGAGAAGCGUGGAGCAUUGGCUCCUGUCCCCAUUCUCCCCGCCAAUCCACCAAUGCCAAACCAUUCUUUGGUUCCUGAGAAUGUCCCGGUCCACCAGGGACAUAUGCAGACCGAGUCUCAAGUGAGUGGAGGAGGUAGUAACGGCAAGCCGUUUGAGACGCUGCUUACACAAGUGAUGAAGGAAGGUCAAGUUCAUAACACUACGCCACAGUUCACUGAAGCUGAGUCAGAGGAGCAGGCUCUGUCUAUUGAGCCGUUGCAGGCGAUACACCCGGUCCAUCCAGUACAUGUCCCAAAACCAAUGCCGAGUUAUGGACGUGGCAAGAUGACAGAACUUCUUCAGGCGGUGCAGGAGAAUGUGAGGGAGACCCAUUUUUCUCAAGGACAGUGACUAUUCUCUGGAGAUUCUUGCUUCAAAUCGUUGAGAGUUUUAAAAGUCUGAUUCAGUCUCAUUGUAAUCAGAGAUAGGAAAACAGAAUUUAACUACUGUCUAGCUUAAAGAUGUCAGAAAAGUUUAUGAUGAUGAUUCGUUAUAUAGAUGCUCACAACUACUUUUUCUUUCGAUAACAG
Molecule: messenger RNA, 1064 nt
Organism: Eruca vesicaria subsp. sativa (arugula)
Lineage: Eukaryota; Viridiplantae; Streptophyta; Magnoliopsida; Brassicales; Brassicaceae
Source: the annotation of a GenBank genome assembly